Molecule: messenger RNA, 4311 nt
Organism: Amyelois transitella
Lineage: Eukaryota; Metazoa; Arthropoda; Insecta; Lepidoptera; Pyralidae
Product: cGMP-specific 3',5'-cyclic phosphodiesterase
Exons: 19
Coding region: 491-3778 (1095 amino acids)
Biological process (GO): signal transduction
Molecular function (GO): 3',5'-cyclic-nucleotide phosphodiesterase activity; protein binding
Source: RefSeq, a predicted model, not a curated record
CGAUGUUGGUCGUGUAUAUUUAGUGCCGAACAGUUUUUUGGAAGUUACACACUGCCUUUACACAAUAAACAACAAAUUUUCGAUUUGGGGAAAAAUCGGUCAAUAUCUUGUCAGGCAGGAGAUCCAGAAUAUAAUCGAAUCUUUGGUUAUGUUUCUGCAUAUUUUAAUAGUUUUAGUGUAAUUUUUAAACUUCAUUUUAUAUUAUCUUUUUAUUUAUUUUCGAUUGGCAAGAAAUUGCUCUGAUAUAUAAUUGUGUUUGAUUCUGUUGUAUUAUGACUAUCUAGUUAAUAACUUAAUUCUUCUGUCGAAUCAAAAACUUUAUAGCUUUUUACUUUGGAACUAACACCCUUGAUUCAAGUAGUGCUCUCCAUAAAUUUCAAUUAUCAAUCCAACAAUCACUACAGGUAAACAGCCGAUAUAAAUCAAGAAAUGUGGAACAUCCAAACACAAAGUCACUAUAAACCCACCGAGACCUGCAACUGAACCUGCCAUGACAUCCGAGGAAUCCAUUGAUGUGGUCACCAAAAAGAACGGAUCCAAAAAGACAGAUGACUGCGCCAACUUCGCGCAUGAAGUACAGAAAAACGGCAAAAGAGAAAUAACAGCUGAUGAACAAAAACAACGGAGGUCACACGAUCUCAUGCGGUUAAUGUACGAAAUACCCGAAGAUAUAAAAAAUCCAGAAUUCAAUGAAAACAACAAUAUGUUAAAAGAAAACCCACCGAUCACUAUCGUCGAGAUCACAGAACAAAAUGGUUGUGAAACUGAUUUAGAAAGUGCCAGGCCGUGUGAUAAUGACGCUUAUGUUAAAGUUAUAGAAGGGUCUAGUCCUGAAAAUUUAGGUAAUAAGGUUGUACUUGACGUUUUAGCUACUAAUGAACUGAUAAUGCAAUGUUCCGAUGAAUUCAAAGAGUUUAUAGACAGAACAUCGCCUGAUGAUGUGAGUGAAGAGGAUUUGGUGGAAUUGAAGAAACUUUUGGAGAAUAAGCCUAAGAUUUUGGAGAAAUAUGUUCGGGAUUGUGCUAGUAGGGAAGAGUUACAAAGGCUACAUAGUUUAACAUCCGGACCAUUGUCUCCGAAGCCUCGGCAUGAGGCGAGAAGUACAUCUAUGACGUCAGACCUAAUCCAACUUUGGCUAGCAUCGUCUCCCAUUAAGAGGUCGAGAUCCCCAAGCGGAUCGGCGACGCAGACGCAGCUAGACGAGGCAGAUUUGUUUAUGGACCUCAUCAAAGAUGUCGCCAACGAGUUGGACAUAGAUGUUCUGUGUCAUAAGAUCCUGGUGAAUGUCUGCACGCUCACAUCUGCCGACAGAGGGAGCCUGUUCCUCGCAAAAGGGAUGCCACCCCACAGAUACCUGCAGGCUAAACUCUUCGACGUCACCCGACAUACAGAACUGAAUGAGGCAUUGAAAACGGCUCGUUCACAAGAGAUAAAGAUCCCUUUUGGUCGCGGAGUGGCUGGGUUGGCUGCACAGACGAAGAAUCCUAUUAACAUCAAAAACGCAUAUGCCGAUGAAAGGUUCAAUAAAGAGAUUGACGCACGAACAGGAUACAAAACGGAACUCAUACUAUGCAUGCCGAUAUGUAACUACGAGGGUGAUGUUGUUGGCGUGGCGCAGAUCAUUAAUAAGACUGACGGUUCAAAAGAAUUCUCCCCACACGACGUGGAAGUGUUCCGACGGUACCUCACUUUCUGCGGCAUCGGUAUCCAAAACGCGCAGUUAUUCGAAUCCUCCGUACUCGAAUACAAGAGGAACCAGAUCCUACUGGCACUAGCUAGGAGUAUAUUUGAGGAGCAGAGCAAUCUGGAAUGCCUGGUCACGAAGAUCAUGACCGAAGCUAGAGAGCUGUUGAAAUGUGAUCGGUGUGCAGUCUUCAUUUUGGAUACGGAUCAUUGCGAAUCGAGUCACCUGGAACGCAUUCUUCAGCGACCGGGAACGAACACGUCAACAAUACCAGCAUUACCACCACCAGCCCCUACUCGCUUCAACACACUCUUCGAACUUGGGGCUAAGCAAUCGAAGACCACGCUCACGCCUCGACACGAUAUUAAGUCAACUUUAGCAUCUAUUGCAUUGAAGGUGGCCCAAUCCAACAAAGCGUUGAACAUAUCCGACGUAGACGAGUGGAGAAGAGAGAACAACAUGGAGAGCGAUGACCCUGUCAACGAUGAUGCUGUCAACGUUAGGACAAUGCUGUGUAUGCCAAUUGUCAAUGCUAAUAAAGAUGUUAUUGGCGUAGCUCAGCUUAUUAAUAAGGAAAACGGCUCCCAGUUCACAGAGGGCGACGUAUCUAUAUUCGAAGCGUUCGCCAUCUUCUGCGGCCUCGGCAUCCACAACACGCAGAUGUAUGAGAACGCUUGCAAGCUGAUGGCCAAACAGAAGGUGGCAUUAGAGUGUCUCUCAUACCACGCCACGGCCUCGGCGGAGGACACUGAGAAACUGAGCCGUGACGUCAUACCCUCAGCUGAGACCUACAAUCUAUACAGCUUUCAAUUCCAUGAUUUGGAACUGUCAGAUGAAGAUACUUGUCGGGCGACUUUGAGAAUGUUCCUUCAAUGUAAUCUCGUCGAGAAAUUCCACAUACCCUACGAUGUAUUAUGCAGAUGGAUACUAAGCGUGAAGAAGAACUAUCGUCCAGUGAAAUACCACAACUGGCGCCACGCUCUAAACGUAGCUCAGACCAUGUUCGCCAUGUUGAAAACGGGGAAAAUGGAGAAACUAAUGUCAGACUUAGAAAUCCUUGGUCUGUUAGUUGCUUGUUUAUGCCACGAUUUGGACCAUAGAGGGACGAAUAAUGCUUUUCAGACGAAAACGGAAAGUCCUCUGGCGAUUUUGUAUACGACUUCGACGAUGGAACACCACCAUUUUGACCAGUGCGUUAUGAUAUUGAACAGCGAAAGUAAUAAUAUAUUCCAGGCGCUUUCCCCUUGUGACUACAAAACAGUUAUGCGGGUAGUUGAAACAGCCAUACUGUCGACUGACUUGGCCAUGUACUUCAAGAAGAAGGAUAACUUCAUCAAACUCGUCGACAAUGGCGAAUUUGAUUGGCAGAGCUCGGAGAAGAAGGAAUUGCUAUGCGGCAUGAUGAUGACAGCAUGCGACGUGUCGGCGAUCGCCAAGCCGUGGGAGAUCCAGCAUAAAGUGGCCAAACUGGUGGCAGACGAGUUCUUCGACCAGGGAGACCUGGAGAAGCUGCAGCUGAACCAACAACCCAUUGCGAUGAUGGAUAGGGAGAAAAAAGACGAGUUACCACAAAUGCAAGUGAACUUCAUCGACACGAUCUGCCGGCCACUGUACAAGGUUUUAUCUGACACCUUCCCCUGGAUCCUACCACUGUACACUGGAACCAUGGAGAAUAGACAGAAAUGGCAGGAUUUAGCGGAGAAGGUGGAAAUGGGACUAACGUGGAUCGAUCAUGACACUAUUGAUAAGCCCAUAGAGGAAUUUACAGCAUUGAACGAGGCUAUAAAAGACGUUGAAUUCACUGUGACUACCCUCAACUGCAAUAAACCUCUGUCUGAGAGUAGCAGCAUGGUGAUCGCCAAACCUAUCAAGCAUUCCUUCAGCUCCUUGAGAAGGGGAAAGAGCACUAACUUGACAUCAAGGUCGACGAGGAAUAAGCUUUCUAGAUCUCUCUACGCGGCUCCAAGCACUCGCGACGAAGCGAGAGAAGUGGAGAAGAAGCCGACGGAAGCGGCUCCAGAGAUCAGCAACAACCACAGCACAGCGGAGCCGGCCAAGACGAAGCAUAAAGGGAGGCUCUGCCAUAUGUUGUGACGAAGUUUCAACUGGAACAGCCAGAACAGCACCGACAGAGCUGAGAAGCUGGACAGAGUGAAGCCGUCCAAAUCGAUCGACUAGUUGACCAACAGAUCCGCGGGAACUGAGGGCAUUGACGACAUUUCCAUCAUACGUUCAGAUUUCAGUACAUGUCAUACCAUGCCACAUACUAUAUGAUGUCACGUCCAUAAAAUUUUUAGUUGAUAAUACGAUGUUCGUAUACUUUGAUGUUAUUAUCAUCUAUAUUAUACCUACGUUUUUGAAGAUUCAAAAUAGAUUUUCAUUAUGGACUUAAAAUAGAUUUUUAUUAUUUAGUUACCUGAGAGGUUAAUGUAUAUAAUUACCUAAAUAUUUUUAUUUUAUUUUAUUUCAUAGUGGAUUAAACCAAUAAUAGGAAUACCACCCAUUUACCUAAAUCCAAAUGUAGUGUAAAAGAAAAUAAAACAGUAGAAAACUAUAUUUUAGAUAAUACAGAUCUUCUAGUCAUAACCAAUUCUUUUAUCAGAAAGUGGGUAAGAUCAGUCAGAUAG